Molecule: messenger RNA, 675 nt
Organism: Anopheles stephensi (Asian malaria mosquito)
Lineage: Eukaryota; Metazoa; Arthropoda; Insecta; Diptera; Culicidae
Exons: 2
Coding region: 170-574 (134 amino acids)
Source: RefSeq, a predicted model, not a curated record
CAUUGCCUUAUCACAAUCUCACAAACACACAACAACACGGCAGUACAACAAUUCCCCUCCGAUUGUGACUGUAGGUCGAAACGAACUGCCCGACAAAUCAACCAACCAGUACGCUGUCAUUCGCCUUCCCUGUAACGUUGCGUUCGCUGUUGCUCGCUGCCUGUGAAAGAUGGCAUCAUCGACUGACGUUCAAAUGCCACAAACAAAUCCCAAAUGGGUUAAAUCGUUGACAAUAAGCAUAAAAUAUGACUCUAUAGAGUCUAGCUUGAAAGUGGACGAAAGGUCAAUGAUUAGAGAUUACGAGGAGCUCCGGUGGUUUAUCAUAAAAAAUCGCUCCUAUGAUCAUGUGGUGCAAUAUUCGGUGUAUUACGAUGACGAAACUGGAAUGAGGAUUCAAAUUACUACGGAACGUGGAUAUCGAACCUUUAUGCGAGAGCAUGCAAAUAAACACGCGCGCAUCGUUGUGCUGGUGGAACGUGUACGAAGAAACGAACCUCAUACAGAGAGCGUGGGAGGAAUCAUCCAGACAGUUUUUGGCGCUUUUUACCCAAUAAUAAGGGCGAUCACAGGUUAAGGUGGAAUCUGAUUUUCAAUGUUCGCUUGUUCGCUAGGCACGACACAAAUUUGUGACAUUUUUUUUGGUCAGAAUAAAUUUGCUAAAACUUUAAAAAAUAA